Messenger RNA from Diprion similis, 1288 nucleotides. RefSeq names its product very-long-chain (3R)-3-hydroxyacyl-CoA dehydratase 2 (gene Hacd1). Gene Ontology annotation, molecular function: 3-hydroxyacyl-CoA dehydratase activity. Gene Ontology annotation, biological process: very long-chain fatty acid biosynthetic process; fatty acid elongation; sphingolipid biosynthetic process. NCBI's taxonomy places the organism in Eukaryota, Metazoa, Arthropoda, Insecta, Hymenoptera, Diprionidae. Gene Ontology annotation, cellular component: endoplasmic reticulum membrane. The coding region runs from base 442 to 1152 and encodes 236 amino acids. The record is from RefSeq and is a predicted model, not a curated record. The transcript is spliced from 5 exons.
GAUGAACCAAUCACAGCAUUGGUGCAAGGGAAUGCCCGAAUCCAAUUAGAGUUACAAUGGAAUGAAUCCUCGAUUGAGCUCCAACCUCUCAAAUUUGAGCUUCAGAUAACGUUAGAAACAUAUUCGAGGAUUGACAUCCGUUAUUUAAAUAACUAUAUUUCUUUAUACACCGGUGGAUGGACGAUGCCAUCUAUUGAUUACAGAAACCAACUUCUACGGCUGGUCUCGAAAUAGUCGUGAAGGACACAUGCCGAAAAGGCGGCUUUACGCAAACGCUGCAUAUUUGAAUAAUUCGAAUCCUCAUUGUAGUGUGCAUGAUUAUUCAAGAGUUUUGUGACUCGACAUUAGCCUCAGGUGCAAGUCAUCGGCCACAGGUCGAGUCGUAAGUUGCAGCGCGGCUGGAAAGGACAAGCAUCGUGUGGGUACACUCAGGGAAAAGAGAUGGCGGGUAAAAGUGGGAAAAAUAAGGAGCCUAGUGCUCUUGCCAAAUUUUACCUACUUGGUUACAACUUAGGCCAAGUUAUUGGAUGGACGUACUUGUUAUACCAAAUUCAAGGGUAUUAUCUUGGCUUAGCAGGAGCUGAAACUCUAUGGAAUACUGUGCGAAUGACAGUUAUUAUUUUUCAAAAUGCUGCCGUUUUAGAGAUCAUUAACGCAGUGACUGGUCUUGUUCCAUCCAAUCCAGUCAUUACAAUAUUUCAAGUUCUUAGUCGCGUCAUGGUUGUCUGUGGUGUAAUUUUGGCUACACCCCUUGAAUAUGCGGCUGCAUCACCUGGCCUUCCCCUAGCUCUAUUAGCUUGGUCCAUCACCGAAAUCAUAAGAUAUUUGUACUACUUCCUGAAUCUCCUUGGACAUGUCCCUUACCCUAUUGUAUGGCUCAGGUACACAAUGUUUAUUGUCCUGUAUCCAAUUGGAAUUACUGGUGAACUGCUCUGUUUAUAUGCUGCCCAAACAUAUGCUCAAAUCAGUUCAGAAGCAUGGAGCCAUACAUUGCCCAAUGCUUGGAAUUUCACAUUCAACUACCGUUACUUCCUUAUUUUUGUAAUGCUUCUCUACAUUCCACUUUUCCCACAUCUGUACCUGCAUAUGUUUGCUCAGAGACGUAAAAUACUGGGAAGUCCUAUGCAAACGACAUCUAAGAAAAUACACUGAAUAAUCAAAUCAUCUGUACAUUAAUAUGAACUCUUCCGUAGUAAUCUAGUUGUUCUCUUUUUUUUAUACAAAGAUUUUGUAAUUACUGGUAAUGUACAUUUUAAGGUCUGAGCAAAUGAAAUAUAAAUUCAGUAAA